This is a messenger RNA of Prionailurus viverrinus (fishing cat), 4360 nucleotides long. It is a transcript of the gene FCSK, whose product is annotated as fucose kinase. Lineage: Eukaryota; Metazoa; Chordata; Mammalia; Carnivora; Felidae. Gene Ontology annotation, biological process: GDP-L-fucose salvage. Gene Ontology annotation, molecular function: ATP binding; fucokinase activity. The transcript is spliced from 24 exons. The coding region runs from base 434 to 3673 and encodes 1079 amino acids. The record is from RefSeq and is a predicted model, not a curated record.
GGCUAGUGGGUUAAACAGACCCCAAACGUGGAACCUUCAGCCACAGAAAACGAGCCUAUGUCUUAAAGGCAUAUUCGUUCCUCUGGGAGUUGUAGUUUUGCUGGGCAACGGAGCCACCUUCUCGCCUCACCUCCCAUCUAGAUCUGAAGACUCGCUUUAGGAAAGCGCUGCCCUAACCAGAUUUGCGUACCUGUGCAACAAAUAGUUCGGGGUUAAUUUUUUGGGGAAGAACAAGCCAGCACCGGCGGAAGGACGAAACUACAUUUCCCAGGGUGCGCCGCGAAGGAACGAGCAGCCACGCCUUAAAGAGCCCACUGCGUCCGACAGAGGCGGAUACCUCGGCCCGCGCUGGUCCCGGCCUCGCACACCCCAGUGAUCCCACAGUUUUUCGGCCCACGCUCUCGGAUCGGGAACCCCCUCAAGUUUGGCCAGAAUGACGCAGCCGAAGGGGGUUGAUUGGACGGUCAUCAUCCUGACGUGCCAGUACAAGGAUAAUGUCCAGGUCUUCCAGAGAGAGCUGGAGGUGCGGCAGAAGCGGGAGCAGAUCCCGGCCGGGACACUGUUACUGGCUGUGGAGGACCCUGAGAUGCGCGUGGGCAGUGGAGGAGCCACCCUCAAUGCUCUGCUGGUGGCUGCGGAACACCUGAGUGCCCGGGCAGGCUUCACCGUGGUGACAUCUGAUGUCCUGCACUCGGCCCGGAUCCUUAUCCUGCACAUGGGCCGAGACUUCCCUUUUGACGACUGUGGCAGGGCCUUCACCUGCCUCCCUGUGGAGAACCCCCAGGCUCCUGUGGAGGCUGUGGUCUGCAACCUGGACUGCUUGCUGGACACCAUGAGCCAUCGGCUGGGCCCAGGCUCCCCACCGGGUGUGUGGGUUUGCAGCACCGACAUGCUCCUGUCUGUUCCUCCAAACCCAGGGAUCAGCUGGGACAACUUCCGGGGAGCAAAAGUGAUUGCCCUUCCAGGGAACCCGGCCUAUGCCCGGAACCAUGGCGUUUACCUCACUGACUCCCAGGGCUUCGUUUUGGACAUUUACUACCAGGGCACCGAGGCAGAGAUACAACGAUGUGCCAGGCCGGAUGGGCGGGUGCCACUGGUCUCAGGGAUCGCCUUCUUCUCUGUGGAGACUGCUGAGCACCUCCUGGCUACCCAUGUGAGCCCGCCCUUGGAUGCCUGCACCUACAUGGGCUUAGACUCUGGAGCCCGGCCUGUCCAGCUAUCUCUCUUUUUCGACAUCCUGCUCUGCAUGGCCCGGAACGUGAACAGGGAGGACUUCCUGGUGGGGCAGCCUCCAGAGAUGGGCCAAGGUGACAUGGACAUCGGAACUUACCUGCAGGGUGCCCGGGCUGAACUGUGGAGGGAGCUUCGUGACCAGCCCCUCACCAUGGCUUAUGUCCCUGAUGGCAGCUACAGCUACAUGACCAGCUCGGCCAGUGAGUUCUUACACAGCCUCACAUUCCCAGGGGCUCCCAGGGCCCAGGUAGUGCACUCCCAGGUGGAGGAGCCACAGCUCCUGGGUGCCAAGAGCUCCGUGGUCAGCUGCCUGCUGGAAGGCCCUGUCCAACUGGGUCCUGGGAGUGUCCUGCAGCACUGCCAUCUUCAGGGCCCUGUUCAUAUCGGCACUGGCUGCUUGGUGAGUGGCCUGGACACGGCCCAGUGCAAGGCACUGCACGGCUUGGAGCUGCAUGACCUCAUCCUGCAGGGACACCACGUGCGGCUGCACGGCGCCCCCAGCCGUGUCUUCACCCUCGUUGGCCGUCUGGACAGCUGGGAGAGACAGGGGACAGGAACAUAUCUUAACAUGUCCUGGAGUGAAUUCUUCCAGAAGACAGGCGUUCGAGACUGGGAUCUGUGGGACCCAGACACGCCCCCUGCGGAACGUUGCCUUCUUAGUGCCCGCCUCUUUCCCGUGCUCCACCCCUUGAGGGCCCUGGGACCCCGGGACAUGCUGUGGAUGCUGGACCCCCAGGAGGAUAGGGGCAAGGCCCUGCGGGCCUGGCGAGCCUGCUGGCGUCUGUCCUGGGAGCAGCUGCAGCCGUGCCUGGACCGGGCUGCCACACUGGCCUCCCGCCGGGACCUGUUCUUCCGCCAGGCCCUGCAUAAGGCGAGGCGUGUGCUGGAGGCUCGGCAGGACCUCAGCCUGUGCCCACUGAUCCGGGCCGCUGUCCGAGAGGGCUGUCCUGGGCCCCUGCUGGCCACGCUGGACCAGGUUGCAGCCGGUGCGGAAGACCCUGGGGUGGCGGCCCGGGCUCUCGCCUGUGUGGCGGAUGUACUGGGCUGCAUGGCAGAGGGCCAGGGAGGCUUACGGAGUGGUCCAGCCGCCAAUCCCGAGUGGAUGCAGCCCUUCUCAUAUCUGGAGUGUGGAGACCUGGCGGCCGGCGUGCAGGCACUUGCCCAGGAGCGGGACAAGUGGCUGAGCAGGCCAGCGUUGCUAGUGCGAGCUGCCCGCCACUACGAGGGAGCUGGGCAGAUUCUGAUCCGCCAGGCUGUGAUGUCAGCCCAGCACUUUGUCUCCAUGGAGCCAGUGGAGCCGCCAGCACCUGGGCGGUGGGUGGUGGCUGAGUGCCCUGCUCGCGUGGAUUUCUCCGGUGGCUGGAGUGACACGCCACCCCUUGCCUAUGAGCUUGGUGGGGCAGUGCUGGGUCUGGCUGUGCGAGUGGAUGGCCGCCGGCCCAUUGGGGCCAGGGCACGCCGCAUCCCAGAGCCUGAGCUGUGGCUGGCAGUGGGGCCUCAGCAGGACAAGAUGACCAUGAAGACAGUGUGCCGGAACCUAGAUGACCUGCAGGAUUACUGCCAGCCCCAUGCCCCAGGGGCUCUGCUGAAGGCAACCUUCAUCUGUGCGGGGAUCGUGCAUGUUGGCUCCAAGCUUUCCCUGAGAGAGCAGCUGCUGCACACCUUUGGGGGUGGCUUCGAGCUGCAUACCUGGUCUGAGCUGCCCCAUGGCUCUGGUCUCGGCACUAGCAGCAUCCUGGCAGGCGCAGCCCUGGCUGCCUUGCAGAGGGCCGCGGGCCGAGUAGUGGGCACAGAGGCCCUGAUCCAUGCAGUGCUGCACCUGGAACAGGUGCUCACCACAGGAGGUGGCUGGCAGGACCAAGUGGGUGGCCUCGUGCCUGGCAUCAAGGUGGGGCGCUCCCGGGCUCAGCUGCCACUGAAGGUGGAGGUGGAAGAGAUCACUGUGCCUGAGGGCUUCCUCCGGAAGCUCAAUGACCACCUGCUCCUGGUAUACACUGGCAAGACACGCCUGGCCCGGAAUCUGCUGCAGGAUGUGCUGAGGAGCUGGUAUGCCCGGCUGCCUGCCGUCGUGCAGAAUGCCCACAGCCUGGUGCGGCACACCGAGGAGUGUGCAAAAGCCUUCCGCCAAGGGAGCCUGCCUCUGCUGGGCCAGUGCCUGACCACUUACUGGGAGCAAAAGAAGCUCAUGGCUCCAGGCUGUGAGCCCCUGGCUGUGCGGCGUAUGAUGGAUGUCCUGGCCCCUCACGUGCAUGGCCAGAGCCUGGCAGGGGCAGGUGGUGGAGGCUUUCUGUAUCUGUUGACCAAGGAGCCGCAGCAAAAGGAGGCUCUGGAGGCUGUGCUGGCCAAGACUGAGGGCCUCGGGAACUACAGCGUCCACCUGGUAGAAGUGGACACUCAGGGCCUAAGCCUGCAGCUGCUGGGGAGUGAGACCUCAACCUGAUGCCCCUUCCCAGGUUUGUCCUUCUGUAAGAGGAGAAAACCUGGAGCUGCAGCAGCCUCUCCCUUCUUUCCUCCAUAGGAAGGUCAGCCUCUAUGCCCACCCCUUUGUGAACCUUCUCCCAAAGGAAAACAGCCAACGUGAGCUUGGGCCCAGCCCUUUCUGGAGUUUGGUGAAACUGGUGGUGCCUGGGAAUAGGACUGUACCUCCUGGUUGACUGUGGCCUAGGCUUGUCCUCUGGACAUAGGAAAAGUCUCAAGCAUAGUGUCCAAUGUGGCCUUUAAAAAUCCAUAGCCAGCCUUGGCCUUCUCGCUCUCCAUGAGGAGAAGGGAGGGAAAAGGAGGACAUGGGAAAAGGAGGACAACCAGCUUUAGCACAUGGCUGGGGUCCCCUGGUAAGGCCAAUCCUGAAGAGGCUCUUUGAGGCAUUUCCUGUGGCCUUCCUUGGAGGUCUGGCUUCUGCCUGAGAAGAGACUUCCUGUUCCACACUCACUCCCAGGCUGAUUUGAUGGGGGAGUGGGAACAGGAGUGGGGGUCUCUACUCUUGUUUGCGGUCAUGAGCCAGUGCAAGUCACUGCUAAUAGAGGCCUUAACUAUUAACACUAUGGACUAUGCCACAUGACCCAGUGUCUAUGGACAUUUGAUUUCCAAAAUUACAACCUUCUUGGAAUAAAUUCACUCUGUCCUUCAA